Mizuhopecten yessoensis (Yesso scallop) is the source of this 5191-nucleotide messenger RNA. Its product is annotated as beta-3 adrenergic receptor-like. The coding region runs from base 164 to 1531 and encodes 455 amino acids. Gene Ontology annotation, cellular component: membrane. Gene Ontology annotation, biological process: G protein-coupled receptor signaling pathway. The record is from RefSeq and is a predicted model, not a curated record. The transcript is spliced from 2 exons. Lineage: Eukaryota; Metazoa; Mollusca; Bivalvia; Pectinida; Pectinidae. Gene Ontology annotation, molecular function: G protein-coupled receptor activity.
GGAAGUCAGCAACUAUCUGAAAUGUUGUGACGGACACUUGUUCAGGAUUUCAUUGUUUUCUAGUCAAGAGAUUGAUAAGAUCGUUGGCGUUAAUUUGGCGGACAGCGGUGUCGGUAUUAUUAUACAUGUACCCAUUGCUGGAGACCAACGAUUGCAAUCUGAAAUGGACUCGAACGUGACCCAGGACAAUCUUAAUCCAUCAGUGUACGAUUUAACAGAUGGAGGUUCUUUGGUGGAACUCUAUAUCGAAGGCGUGUUAUUGUCAAUAAUAUCCAUUUUGGCGAUAGGAGGAAAUACAUGCAUAUGGAUAAUAAUAUGUCGGUCAAAAGAACUCCGGACGGUGACCAACUUCUUUAUUCUCGGUCUAACAACGGCGGACUGGCUUGUGUCUGUUUGUAACAUGCCUGUCACUGUUAUAACACUGUUUGGAGGGGGUACAUGGCCUCUGUCGUCGGAUGCCUGUGUGCUGUUUGGAUUCAUAAAUAUGUUGACUUUAGUCACAAGUGUUCUGUCACUAUGUAACAUCAGCAUUAACAGGUAUGUCAUGGUGUGCAAGCCGAUUUACUUCAGGAAAAUUUACACAAGACGAAAUACAGCAUUAAUGAUAACGGCCUGUGUGACACUUUCCGUGACGAUAUCUCUACCUCCCCUGUUCGGCUGGUCGACGUACGACUUCAUACGAGUACAAUCGUUUUGUUUCUGUGACUGGACGGUGGAACCUUCGUACGCCUUCUUCAUGAUCAUUUGUUGUUUUGGGGUCCCAUUUUGUGUGAUGACGAUUUGCAAUAUACUGAUAUUCCGCACCGUCAGAGCUAGCAAGAGAAAACUGGUACCUCAGGCCCCAAAGUCGUCGAACAAUCCCAACAGCUGUCAAACCAUACCAGAGAAAUCCUCCGAAGAAAACAUAGAAUCUACGAAACAAACAUCCUCGGAGAACUUUUUAAAAGUACCGAAUGGUCUCGCUGUGGAAAAAAUAUCGGCUUAUGAUGACACUUCGACAAUAUCCUCAAAUGAAAAGGCGCAAUUAAGUAAAAGUAAAACAAUCGAACCAUCAGACAUUAGUGCCAGUUCAAGUACUCCAAGUGUAGGCGUUACCGUAGAUAAAAUGUCCACGUCAGAGCUUAUCACUGUUUAUCUGCCUGCCGACGAAUCAAAAUCAAAUUAUGAAAAAACGUCAAACAGUAAUUGUAAAUACAAUGUAAGUAUGACAACAGCAAGUGGAAAAACUAUCAAAAAGCACAAAAUAUUUCGAAUCCACAGGAAAAGCAAGCACGGGAAAGCUCGAGCUGACGAGAUUCGCCUAGCAACGGCGUUAGCUGUGGUUGUGGUGACAUUCUUCUGCUGCUGGUUUCCUUACUGUAUAAGCAUGGUACUGUCUAUGUUCGGCCCGGCCGGGGUCCCUAGGGGUCUACAUAUGACCACUCUGCUAGUCGGAUACCUUAACAGUGCCUGUAACCCUAUCAUAUAUGGCGUCAUGAACAAGAAGUUCGGGGACGGCUUUAAAAGACUUUUAUGUUCGUGUAGAAAGUGACAACAUUGUUCGCUGCAGCUAACUCAAUUCUAUUUUGAUAGUUUGUACGUGACCAAUAUGAAACAAGAAAAGACAACUCAGGUGUUUGAUCCUUAACCAUAGAACCAGCGUUUUAUUUUUGAAUGUGCAUGAUUGCUAAAGUCAGAGGAGAUAUUCCAAGUAUGGGUUUGGUUUAAUACGUGGCGGCAUAUUCCGAGUUUCCUCUGACCCUGACACCAGACUAAGAUAUUGACAUCUUUCUGUCAAAAUGUCUAAGUCUGGUGUCAGGGCAAGAAAAAGUUGGGGCUAGUGGCGACAAUACCAAGGGCCACGUACUUGUGUCAGGAGUUUGUUGUUUUUGACGUUUAGAUAGCCAUAAGUUAAAAUAAGGCGCAUGAAAUCACGAAUAAGUUGACUUGUCAGUGGAAAUACUACAAAUGCAUUCGUGAUUUGUGAUUAGUCCGGCAAGGACGUUGUUUACUCAAGAGAAACAAAUAAUUAUGUAAUAACUCAAGCAUUUUGUGACCAGAAAGAAUGAUCUAAUAACAAAAUGCAUGAUGAAAUUCAUACUGUGUAAUUUAGUCAAGGGAGAAAAUCCAAACGUAUGUGCAAAAUUGGAAAUUAUUGAAAAGUUUCAUUUUUGUAUUGUUCUACGGCCUAUCCACGGGUAUUUAUUUAGAAUAGGGGGUGGGGGUGGUUAACUAUAACUUUACAAACGUCAUUGUGUAGUAUGUGUAGAGUAUAUCCCCCUUUAGUUCGGGCGGAUUUAUGUGGCCCAUCAACAUGUUAAGUCAUUUUUCGACAUUUUUGGGUAACUCGGACAAUAUGUACCCUAAUAAGAUCAUCCCAGCAUUAUUGAAAUCAAAGAAGAUUACACAUAACGGCGUUAAAUCAAGCCAGGUCUGUAUUGUGUUUAGGAAAAAAAUCAUGAAGUCUGUAGUCAGGGGAAAUAAGUGUAGCAUGCAUGGUAUAUUGGAAGAUGAAAUAGCGCAUGAUCAUAGUAAAUCAGGGGGGAUAACCAAAGCAGUAUGGUAUCAAUGAAAGAAACACAAAGUAUGGUUAAGGCAUGGAAUAUCAUAUCCCAGCAGUAUAUAAUCAACGCAGACAACUAAAGCAAUCAACUAUCAAGGGAGAUAACACAUGAAGCACACAAUCAAAACAUAUAUCUUAUGAAACAUAUUGUCAAGGGAAAUAACUCAUUAAACAUAUAAUUGUGUUAAGGGCGAUAGCUCAAAUAUCGAAUUCAAGUAGAGAUUUUUCAAGCAGUUUAUGCAAUCAAGCAAGAUUCCUCAAUCAGUUCACAAUCAAGAGAAUAGCUCAUGCAGUAUAAAUGUAACUAUUAUUGAUAAAUCAGGCAGAACAUAAUCCAACAAAUAUUUAAUCAAGGGAAAUAACUCGAACAUUUUAUUAUCAAGGAAGAUAAUUCAAGCAGUAUAAUCAAAUAAAAUAACCGAGAUGACUCAUGCAUGUAUAAUCACGGAAACUAACCAAUGUAGUAUAACUAUUAUCAGUGUAAUAUUUCAGGGAAUUCACAAACAAGUUAGAUAGCACAAUGUAUAAUCAGUGGUCUUUGAUUGAAAAAGAAAUCCCAAGGGAGAUAACUCAAAAGACAGGGGAGAUAAGCCGAUCAUGUACAUUUAUGCAUCCAUAGGGCAUACUUAAGAGGUAGAAUCAAGCAUUAUGCAUUCAACAAUAUGUUCACAAUGUGAUCAAGGGCGAUUACCUAAAUGAAUGACUGUGAUAGGAUCAAUGUAAAUGAAAAAAGAAAACAAAAGGAUCACCGGUCCUUUCCGUAUAACGCCUUUAUCCGUAAUUGCCUUCCUGGAAUUCCUAAUUGUAUAUUACAUGUGUUGCAUCGAUUCCAUGUAAUAAGUAGUUCAUGUUGUUUUAUUACCUAGUUCUUGAAUCGACAGUGUCUUUGUAUAUAUAUUAUUCAUAUUUUCUCUACAAAAUAACCGUAUUUAUAACCAUCUGCAGGAAACCCAAGAAUCAGUUCGCUAUACGCAAAAUGUGUUAUAAAUGUGUCAUGCUCUUUAAUCAAUAGCACGCCAAAGAUUACAAAUGUGACUGUAACCACCUUCAAAAUCCAAGGAUUCUGCUCCCGAUAAACUUACCUUUAUUACACCUUUGGAAUACGGCAAAAUUGGAGGCAUGCAGAAAAGUAUUUGAUUUGCUUCAGGCAUAAAAAAAAACCUGAUCAAUCGCUAGGCUUAUAUCUGCCCUUUGAAGAAUACAGAGAAUUUACAAUAAAUUUCAAAGACGGUCGCUUAUACCGUUAUACCGUUCUGCGAUCAAACGAUUCAUUUCACCUUAAUCAAAGCAUCAUACUAGUCUUUCUGUAUCACUUACAUAGUUGGGCAUACGUACCCUUUAAUUUGGACGUGCGUGUUCCAAGGAGAAAAAGAUAUAUCAAGAAAAGUACCAUCAGAUUCCAAAGAAGGACUUUCAUAAGCAAUAAUCAUAAUUGAGUGCGUGUACAGAAUCUUCAAUUUGGUGACAUAUUGCAAGGAGAGAAGACGUUAUCGGGGGCGGAACUGUUGGACUCCUUAGAUGAACCGUUAUAAGCGUUAUCUAAUAUCAAGUAUGGUGGUAUAACAAGUCUUACUGUAGUUACCUGUGACUACCAUACUUGUAAUGCUACAAGUAAUCAAAACAUUCAUAUAGGUCCUAAUUUGCCAUUUAUAAUUUUCCAAUUUUGAUAUAUUUUAAAUGUAUCAGUUGUACAUACCUUGAAUACAUAGGAAUAUUCCAAUGCUGGCCAGUCCCAUCAUCGGGUGGAUAGUCCUCCUUCGUUAGACGUUUCGGCGCUUAUCCACGACUUCCUCCAGAGGUGCGCCGAUUGGGUUGAUCAGACCCAGCCAGGGACUGGUCGGCUCUCUCUGCUGCUGGUUGGAAUUGCAGCCUGCUGCCAUGUUGUUGCUGCAGCCUCCUGCAUCAUCCAUCGAGUCUUGUGAUGUCCCGUGUUGCAAUAGGGGCACUUGUACUCUCGAGGGCGUCCUCGAUACUUCAGGGUUUACGCUCACUUUCGCUCUCUGCACUCAUGGAAUAUGUCAUAGCAUAUUUGAAAGCACUCGGCUAGCUACUUGAUUGAUCUCGGGUUAAAACACCUGACCAAUCGCUAGGCUGAUGCCUGUCCUUCGAAGAUCACAGAGGAGCGACACCCGACUUAAAGUCAUUCAAUUUUACCGUUGCGCAACCGCGAGAUUCUUUUGAAGUACAUCAAGGAUCAUAAUAGUCUUCUCGUUUCAUCCACAAAGUGGUUCAUACUGAGCCUUCAAUUUUGUUAUGACAUAUUCCAGAGGUGCAGAGAGCGAUAGUGAGCGUAACUCAUCGAAUAUCGAGGGUGUAUGGAGGCUGCUUAAGUCCCUACACGAUCCAUACAUUAUUUUGUAAGUAAGUGGUGGGAGUGUGUCACAGUUGUUUAAAUUGCUGGUAUUUAUCGCUAUACGAUCUGGAACCGUACAUAUCGAGUUUGAGGCCGCAGGGCAAAAACUGUCUUCCGUCGUAAUAAGUGUUUUUCUAUCUAUAAUGUUACAAAUAAACAAGCACAUUGUAUCAAUGUUUUGAUCCAAAUGUUGCAGAUAUAUGAUCUACAUAGUGUAAGUACAGACCCUGGACCGUUUUUCUUUACCAAAAGUGCGUUGCGUUUCCGUUGCGUUUCCGUUGAGUUUGCGUUGCGUU